UGACGUUUCAGUUUUGAAUGGUGUAGGUGUUGCCGAUGGUCACUCGUUGGUUCUGGAUAGUUUUUGGUGUAUUUCUGGGUAAUUAGAGUAACUGUAAACCAAUUCUGGUAAAGGAAAUAUUUUUAGGUCAUCAAGUGAGGAAUACUCAUGUGAAAAUACCAUUUGCAAUCCUCGGGCGGGCGAUCUACUCAUUGGACGGGAGAGUUCUUUGUGGGCUUCUUCAACAUGUGGAUUGAAUGAAGUGGAAGCAUACUGUGUCGUCACAACAAGUGGAAGGAGUUUUUGCAAGGAGUGUACAUCUAGUCAGCCGUAUAAUGCCCUAACAAAUCCAGAAAGUCAUCGAAUUGACAAUGUGGUUUCUCGAGUACCGAGCAAUCCUGGGCGAUGGUGGCAGUCAGAGAAUGCAGUGCACAACGUCUCCAUCGUGCUCAACUUAGACACCCAGUUUCAAUUCAUUUCGACAAUUCUCCGCUUCAAAACCUACAGACCUGCUGCUAUGUACCUAGAAAGGUCCUACGACUUUGGCCGCACUUGGAAAAAGUACGCUUAUUUUUCCAACAACUGCAAACGAGACUUUCCGGCGGUACCCGAGGGAAGCAGACGUAGCCUGACGGAUGUGACCUGCACGGGAGUUUACAGUCAGCUGACUCCGUCAGAAGGUGGAGUUGUGGCGUACAUGGCAGCACCUAGUGAAAUGCACGAAUCUUGGCCUCAGUACAGUAAGGAACGAAUGAACCUGACUGCUAUCACCAACUUGCGCGCCGUGUUUACUAGGUUAAACACUCUGGGUGACAUGAACGUUGAUGAUUCCUCCCUUAUACGCCGGAAGUACUAUUAUGCACUGUAUGAGUGGAACGUUUGGGGACGUUGCACAUGCUUUGGGCAUGCGAAGCAAUGCAAACCGAAAUCCACAGCUGAGAUCAUCAAGCCAGAGAAAGUAUACGGAGUCUGUGAGUGUACUCACCAUACUGCAGGAGAAAACUGUGAAACAUGCGAGGAUUUCUACUGGAACAAACCUUGGAGGCCCGCUACAAAAGAUUCACCGAACGCUUGUGAAAAAUGUGAAUGUAAUGGCCACGCAACCGCCUGCUUUUUCAAUCCAAUCUUGUAUGCAAGUUCUGGAAACGUUUCCGGUGGCAACUGUCAUGGAUGUAUGCAUAACACCGAGGGAGUCAACUGUGAAUACUGUCAACAAAAUUUUUACCGUCACCCAGACUAUCCGAUCAACCAUUCAAUGACCUGUCAGCCUUGUAACUGUCACACCGACGGUGCUUUGUAUGCUGGGUUUUGCCAGCAGUAUACGAUUCCAGAGCAGAACAGUGUGGCCGGAAGAUGCUUGUGCAAAAAGAACGUUGGCGGUGAGAAAUGCGAUCGAUGUAAAGUUGGAUAUUGGAACUUCCAGGCUUCAAAUCCUGAAGGAUGUGAACCUUGCACGUGCAACAUGAUGGGUACGCUUGACAACGGAGGCUGUGACCCGUACACGGGUUUGUGCACAUGUAAACGGUUUGUCGGCGGACCAAAUUGUGACCAAUGCCUGGAAGGCUACUUCAACCUGACUCUGGCCCCGCUCGGCUGUCAAGAAUGUGCCUGCAGUCAGCUUGGUGCAAAGAACCCCAAUUGUAACCGGGCCACUGGUCAAUGUGAAUGCAAAGUUGGCUUCACAGGACGUGAUUGUGCCCAAGUAGAGGAUGGGUAUUAUGUUGUACCUCCAACUGAAAUUAUUGACGGCAGCGCGGAGAAGGAGAUAACAGUUGAUGGUCCAAAAGGCGAGGGACGAUUUGUCAUUGUGUUGGACGUGGACCCAAAACAAUUUGGAGAAGGAGAUCAGUGGACAAUCAUUGUGAAACCCUAUCAACAUGGAGCAACGCGUUGUCAGAACCCUUCCCAGACUGUCAAUGUAUACCAAGAUACCAGCAAAAUCAUCAUAUCCGAUGUGUGCCUUGAGGCGGGACUACCUCUUGUGCUACGAAUUAUGCCAGAAUCCCAACCAAGUGGACCUUACACGGAAAUACUCAUCACAGAUAUUGUUUUGGUACCGACGGACGAUAGCGGACUAGCUCGCCGAUGUGAAGUAUAUAGAGAACUCGCGAUGGACAUAUUGUCUGGACGGACCGAGGACCGAAGAGGCCUACCACCAGAGUGCGAGGUCUACUUCCGUCUACCGCGAGUGAGCUGGCGCGAAACGGGAUCGGUGGCUGAACGUUGCCUUUGUAAUACCACCUGGUCUGAAACGGAUGUCUGUGAUAAGAUGACCGGCCAAUGUGUCUGUAAGCCAGGUGUGGUGGGGAGACGUUGUGAUCGCUGUGCGCCUUAUCACUACGAGUUCGGGUCGAGAGGAUGCAAAGACUGUGCCUGUAACCCUCAGGGUUCCGUCAGUCUUCAGUGCGAUCCGGAAACCACACUGUGUCGGUGCCAUGAAGGAAUCGUCGGAAAGCAUUGUGAUACUUGUAAACCUGGAACUUGGAACUUUCCGCGGUGCCAGCCAUGUUUCUGCAACGAGAUGAGCAACAUGUGCAACCAGACUACGGGUCAGUGUGAAAAUUGUCGGGAAAACACUGGCGGUAUGUACUGUGAAAAGUGCAAAGAAGGCUUCUACGGUGAUCCACAGCGUGGAACACCUUGUAAACCAUGCGCAUGUCCUGGAGGAGGUGUCAAUCAUGCUACGGAAUGUCGAAUGGGUCCUCUAGAAGAACAAAUUUGCUAUUGUCAAGUUGGUUACACAGGGGCGCGGUGUGAUGAAUGUGCAAUGAAUUAUUUCGGGAAUCCUACGGAACUUGGCGGAUCAUGUCGUCCUUGCCAGUGUUCGGGUAACAUUGCCCUCAACGAACCUGGUGGCUGUGAUCCCCAAACCGGACGCUGUUUGAAAUGCCUGCACAAUAGUGAAGGCUUUAAUUGUGAUGUGUGUAAACUUGGAUAUUGGGGUGACGCCACCAGGCAAAUGUGUCAACCAUGCAACUGCUACGCUCCAGGAAGUGUAGACGAGGCUAAGGCAGGAUGCAAUCGUGAUGACGGUCAGUGCCCCUGUCUGCCAAAUGUAGUUGGUGCAAGAUGCUACGAAUGUGCACCGGGUUUCUUCAACCUGACUUCUGGCAAAGGUUGUGAACCGUGUCAGUGUGACCCAACGGGGUCAGUGAGUGAUAAGUGCGAUGCGAUUACCGGUCAAUGUCAGUGUAAACCGGAUCGAAGUGGCCGCAAAUGUGACCGAUGUCGUCCCACGUUCUACGGUAGUCCGAACGAACCCGAUGGUUGCAAACCCUGCAACUGUGACCGGUCUGGUGCAAUCAGCGAUUUUUGUGAUUCUGUCACUGGACAAUGCCCUUGUCGCACUGGAGUCGCUGGACGUCGCUGUGAUCGGUGCGAUCGUGGGACAGAAGGCCAACUGCCUAACUGUCGGCCAUGUGGAGAAUGUUGGACUAAUUGGGACAAGGCGAUCGAUAAGGUUACAGCUGAACUGGAUCGCUUGCGAAACCAAACAGGACGUCAGCUGCCAUCGGAUUUGGAGGUCCUUUUCAACGGUCUUGUGGAUCUACUGCAACAGAUUGAGAAAGUUCCGUGGAUGAACAUCGAAGACCAGAAAAUGGAAGAUUUACAAAAAAUUCUCAACAGAACCAAUUCGGCCCUUCAAGAACUAUCUUCGUUCGAAGAAACGCCGGAAAGUUUGAACGCCCUGUCGGAAAAGCUGAACGUGGAUUUGCAAGAAGAGAUGAAUCGUGCGAAUGAAGUGGCUAAAUUGUACACGAAGAUCACCGAACUUACAGAGCGCCUGGACAGCAUUUUGGAAGAGGCCAAGAAGGCUGAAACGCAGCUACCUGAAGGUGCAUAUCUGGCGGUUCAACGGGCCACAGAAAUAGAGAAACAGGUAAGAAGCAUAAAGGAGACAAUUGAAGGUCAACGUGCUUUGAUGGAAGACAAUUUGAGCAAAGCCAAAGCCGAAGUGAAUGCGAUCAGGUUGAGAGGAAAUGCGCUUGCUGAUGACUGGUCCCAGCUUGAUCGACGACUUGGGGACUUCCGGGAUAAUAUUCGUCAGACCAAUCGUCGCCUAUGUGGUGACAACGACUCACCGCCUGAGGAUGCUGAUAUAUCAGUUUGCCCGUCCAGCUGUGGGGGCGCGGCUUGUGACUCGGUCUCACGUUGGCUUGGACCACGGGGCUCGAGUGUCGUACGUAAUACACGGAGUGCCAGUGUACUAUUCCCCACAACAACAGCCGAUCCAGCCGUCGAGGUCACUUACGACACUGGUCUUAUUGGCGGAUGUGGUGUGAACGAACGUUGUAACGCAAGUGUCGGUGGUCGGCUUCGCACGCUGAUGGAACAAAAUCUUGAUCUGCAAACGCAGCUUGCCAACGCGGUACAAGGAGUCAAUCGUGCAGAAAGUUUAAUCCUAAAGGUACACGCGGAUCGUAAAGAGGCCGAAGGGACGGUAGAAAACCUAACAAACACAUCGCGCGCUCUCUCUGAACGCCUAGAAUUGACUUACAACGUCACAACUACACUGAUUGAAGAGUCCGGUAACUUCAUGAACCUCUACGGAAACUUGACGAAAGAGGAGUUCGACAAAUUACUUCAGGCGGUUCAGUCUUCAAAGCUGAAUGUCACUCAGACAGAAGCCUGGGAUAUUGUGCGUCAGUUGGAGCAGCUCGCUAGAGAUCUUAAUGGACGAGUUAGAGAAAUACUACGAGAAACGGAAACUGAUCGUCAAAUGUCACAGGAUCUGGUUACACGUGCUGAGCUUGCAAGCAAAAACGCACAGGAUUUCCAAGUCCAGGUCAAACAGCUGAAGGAGGCUGAGGCGAUCUAUGAAAAGAUAAAGGAUAAUCCUAUUUUCGCUGAUCCGGAGAAAGCGGAUUUAGCAGCACGAAUAAAAAAGGUUGGGGAAAACAUUGAAGGACUAAAGGCAGAGCUCGCUUUAUUCACCAGCGAGUCUAGUUCCAAGGCAGCUGAUGAAGCACGAGCCGCCAUGGAUGCGGUGGACAAACUGCUAGCUGAGGCAACCACUGCACGGAAAGAAAGCAUGAACACGUAUCAAGAGCUGGAGAACUUGGAUAUCAGUUAUAAACAACUGGAAGAAAAGAUGGCGGAAUUGGACAAACUGAUGAGUAGACUUGAUACUGGGACAAAACCACCUGAACCUGGAUCAGAGGACGAAGAAGAGGUUGGAACAGACGUGGCUGAUCCAUCCAAGCUGUUGGAAGAAGUACAGCUCUACAUGGCAGAACUAGAGGCGAACAGUGAAGCAAUUACCAGUAUAACGGAUAAUCUGAAGAAGCUAGAGGCUGAAAGCGAUGUAUUGACACAAGGUCUGAACGAUUAUGUGAGCAAGUUCCAAAAGUUGAGUGAACACCUGUCCAAGCAAACCAAGUUCCAUCGUGUCUGUGAGUGAAAAUUAACUUCAUCGCACAACGGUGUACAGGAUGAAGGCCCGAAUUGUGGAAGUUAACGCCUCACUUUUCAUGUCUCCUAAUCCGGUGGUGUCGUUUUCUCGUCCUCUGGAUAUGCGAUCAUUCUUCUAUACUACCUUUAUAUGCACACGUUUUACGCAUUUGCACGACACCGCUGAUCAAUCAUGCAAACUGCUCUACUUGUAUCCUUGUUUUGUAUUAUGCCCCACUGAUUUCACUAGGUGAUUCCCUGUAAAGCCGUUUUCUUCUCUGAAAAGGACCACAUCGUGUUGGACUCAGUCUGUGGGUGCAAGUUCCGUCGGGUCUUUCUUUGCUUAUUGCCUUUUUUAUUACGGAUAGAAAUUCAUAGGAGAUUUAGCCAUAAAAAUGUGAUUUUACUUUUCCCUUUGUUUUCACUGUAUUUCAAAAUGAAAAAGCUAUGUAGCGGUAAGAAACAAAGUCUAAC
Molecule: messenger RNA, 5844 nt
Organism: Opisthorchis viverrini
Lineage: Eukaryota; Metazoa; Platyhelminthes; Trematoda; Opisthorchiida; Opisthorchiidae
Exons: 29
Coding region: 497-5380 (1627 amino acids)
Biological process (GO): basement membrane assembly; substrate adhesion-dependent cell spreading; cell migration
Cellular component (GO): laminin trimer
Source: RefSeq, a predicted model, not a curated record